Molecule: messenger RNA, 2628 nt
Organism: Pedinophyceae sp. YPF-701
Lineage: Eukaryota; Viridiplantae; Chlorophyta; Pedinophyceae
Source: the annotation of a GenBank genome assembly
AUGCGGCCUGCGGCGAGCAUCACGUCCGCGCCGUGCGCAGCGGCCUGUCUGUCGGUGCGAAUGACCCGGGCGGCGGGAGCCGUGGGCGUCCCCGCGGCGGUGCCCCUGCGGGCGCCUUGGCGCCACAUCGCCCAGCAGCGGGCGGCGCGGGUGUGGCGUGUAGCGGCGAAGAAGAAGGAGGAGGCCGCGGUUCCGGCGCUCACGCUGCCAGAGGACCUGCCGGAGGACGUCAGGGACGCUCUGAUGGCGCAGGCGCAGAGCGCGGCGGCGCAGGUCGCCACGCUGCGCAAGGAGACGCGAGCGAAGACGACGGCCAUGGGGAUGAUGCAGAAGCUGCUUGCGACGGAGCGCGAGCACUCUCAGACGAUCAAGAAGCAGCUGCUGGACGCGAAGAAGCGGCUGGAGACGUGCGCGACCGACGUCGUGGGCAGCAGCGGCAAGGGUGGCAAGAACGGCGCGGCGCCCGCGGACGCGACCGACGAGCUGCGCGCGAAGCUCAGGGAGAUGGAGGAGCGCGCGCACCGCGCGGAGGCGGAGUCCGUUGCGUCGCAGCUCAUCGCCAAGAAGCUCGAGACUGUGUUGAAGAACAAGGACUCGGAGCUGCGCGAGGCCAGGAGGGGCGGCAAGGCGGGCGGCAAGGCGAGGGGCAAGGGGGGCAAGGAUGGAGGCAGCAAGGGCUACGAGGGCGGCUCGGCGGCCCUGCGAGAGCUCGCGGAAAUGGCAUCUGAGGCUUCCAUCGACGAAGACGACAUGUCGACGCUGUCCCGCGCCCGCCUGGAGGCCGAGACCGAGGCGCUUCGGCUGGAGUUGGAGCAGGCAGUUGAACGCGCCAACAGGGCCGAGAAGCAGCGCGACGAGUUGGAGCACGACCUCCGCGGAGCGAUCGACGUGGCCAGCAGCGAGUUCCAGCGCGCACAGAGCCUCCUGGAGGCGCGCAUGUCCGCCCUCGCGCACGUCAACGAUCACUUCGACGCCGUGAAGGCCGAGAUCAGCAAGGAGGAGGAGCUCGAGCUCCAGGAGCGCGAGGCAGCGGCCAAAGCAGCCAAGGGCGCGCCUGGCAAGAAGGGCGCGAAGCGCGCGUCUGAGGCCGCCUCCGAGGAGCUCGACGCCCUCACCGCGGAGAUCAAGGCUCUCCGCGAGGCCCAGGAGACGCAAGCCGAGGAGCUCGAGCAGGCCGUGGAGGUCGCGGAGGUCCUCACGGAGCAGGUCACGCGCCUGCAGGACCAGCUCGGCGAGGCGGAGGCGCUGGCCGAGCAGUGGCGCCUGGAAGCCGAGGCGUCGCUGGACCAGGCCACGGCCGCGAUGCAGGCCGCGGAGCAGGCCACGCUGAUCGCGGACGAGCUCCUGGGCCUGGAGGAGCAGGUCGGCCUGCUGCAGCAGCAGGUGGCCGAAACGCAGCAGGAGGCGGGCCGGCUCGAGGAGGACAACGCGCGGCUGGGCGAGCUGCUCGUGGAGGCGCGCGAGAACGCCGCGGCGAGCGCCGGCAGCGACCCGGACGCGGCGCGGCGGCUGAAGGCGUUCGAGGCGCAGUACGCCGAGCUCGAGGCGACGAACCAGAAGCUCGAGGCGAAGCUCGUGGAGUCCAUCGCGGCGCUCGGGCGCGCGGAGGCGGCCAUCGAGGAGGGCCGCGGGCAGACGGCGGCCGUGGAGGCGCGCGCGCAGGAGCUCCAGCGCACGGUCGACGGGCUCCGCGGCGAGCUCGACCACGUCCGCGGCGAGCUGCAGGCCGAGAAGGCCGCGCACAGCGAGGCCCGGCAGUCCGCGGAGGCGCGGGCCGCGGAGCUGCAGUCCUCGGUCGACGCGCUGGAGAUCAACCUGACCGAGGUGGAGAAGUCGGGCGACGAGGCCCUGAGUCAGGCGGAGGCGCGCAUGGCCGAGCUCGAGGCCGAGCUCGACGAGGCGUGGGAGGCCGCGGCGCGUUCGGCGGCCGCGCGCGACGAGGAGACGGCUGCAGAGGAGGAGGCGCUUCAGCUGUUGCGCAUCGAGCUGGCGCGCGAGGCGGAGGCGGCGUCGAAGCUGCUGUACCGCGCGGAGCAGGUCGCGAGCAUGCUCGGCGAGGCGCUGGACGGCGAGGCGUCGGGCGACUCGCCGCUCACCUCGGGCGUGGACCAGCUCGUCGCGAGCCUGCAGCAGCGCAACUCUGAGCUGGAGGCGGAGGUGGCGGAGCUGCGCGCGGGGUCGAACGGGAACGGCGCGGGCAAGGCCGUGGGCGUGUCGCCGGCGACGCUGGGCGAGGCGGAGGCCGUGCUGCAGGGCCUGCGCUCGCGCGGCGCCGAGGUGGUGGGCAAGGUGGAGCAGGGCCUGCUGGAGGAGGUCGCGGUGCGCCGGGCGCGCGUGAAGGAGCUGGAGGCGGAGUCGGAGGCGAUGCGCGAGACCAUCGCGGCGCUGCAGGCCGACCUCGACGCGGCGCGCGCCGCCAAGGUGCCGGCGAUGCCCGCGCUGGCCAACGGGAACGGCAAGGCCGCGGGGCAGGCGGAGCUGCGCGCGGCGCUCACGGAGGCCGACGAGCUGCGCGGCCGCGUGCGCGACCUCGAGGCGGAGCUCCUGAAGAAGCGCGAGCUGCUCAGCAAGUCCCGGAAGUUCCUGCAGACGCUGACGCUGAACGCGUCGCCCUCCGCGAAGGAGUGA